Acanthoscelides obtectus is the source of this 801-nucleotide messenger RNA. NCBI's taxonomy places the organism in Eukaryota, Metazoa, Arthropoda, Insecta, Coleoptera, Chrysomelidae. The record is from the annotation of a GenBank genome assembly.
AUGAUCCACCGCGAAGUAGCCGAUGGUCUAGAGCGUCUUUGGAACGUAAGAGUAAACUGCAUAUGGGAAGCCGAUGAAAGUAGUCGCCAUGGAGAGGUUUAUAUAUUCGACCAUGUAUUUAAGCAGGAAUGUACAAAUUCAGAUGUAUAUGGAUCUGUAGUAAAACCUUUAGUCGAUUCCUUCAUGGAAGGUUUCAAUGCCACAAUAUUUGCAUAUGGCCAAACAUCUUCUGGCAAAACACACACCAUUUUGGGCAAUAAAACAGAUCCUGGGCUUUUCCAAUUAGUAUCCAAUCAGUUAUUCCAGCAUGUGGCAGACCAGGUUGAUAAGAGGUACUUGAUUAGAUGCAGUUAUAUUGAAAUCUACAAUGAAAAGAUCAAUGACCUCCUGGAUAAGAGCAAUCAGGGUUUAACUAUAAGAGAAGAUAUCAAAGGAAAUGUGCUGCUUGAUGCAAGGGAAGCUGUCGUAGACAAUGUUGAUAAAGUUAUGGAGAACAUGAUGCAGGGCAAUAAGAUCAGACGAGUUGCAGCUACUCGCAUGAAUGAGAGGUCAUCUCGAUCACACACGAUUUUCCGGAUUAUUCUGGAGUCGAAAGAUGCCAAUCAGAAAGAUGGACCUGUACAUAUAAGCUACCUUAACUUAAUGGACUUAGCUGGUUCUGAGAGAGUUUCUCUGACGAAAGCUGCUGGUGAGCGUCUUAAAGAGGGGGCUAACAUAAACAAAUCUUUGUCAGUAUUAGGAAAUGUGAUAAGGCAACUAAGCGAGGGAAGGAGUUUAUCAGUUAUCGCGAUUCGAAAUUGA